UGUUCUCGAACCUUUUUGUAAGUAUUGAUGGAUUUCUCACUUAUGUAGACACCGAAAUAGCAUGCCUUCGGAAGAAAAAAACAAGUUAAAAUGGGUAUUUUAUAUUGAAGCUUACAUUUCUGCUGCCAAUGGUUAUUUCUGAUGAUUUUCAGUUCACAGUCACAGUUGCAUAGAGCUAUACCAACGCAAGGAUCACCUGAGCUAUUUGACAUUCUUAUUUUACUAGGGAGGAAAACCUGUUGAGUGUUAACUGUGAUUUGGAUGGUCUAUCUUGGCCUAAACUAACAGGUGAAGGAGGAAGCUGGACUCUGUAGUUAUCCGCAUUGUUGUAGCCUACAGGAACGUGUGAUUGCUACUUUAGGGUGGCAAUAUUAUGCAAAUCGACAUAUUUUUUGAAGGAGAUUUGACAAAAUUAAAAAAUGAGAGAAUUGAUACUAAUGUAAUCAACUUUUUAGCAUGCAUGAUAAAACUUUAAUGUUUGCAAUGGCACAAAUUGAUAGUUUUGCUUGUUUCAAGUUUCAACAGAAUCCUUUAUUUUCAUUGGUUUUUUCUCAAAGUGAUGUGUUAAGGAAAUAAAAUCCUUGUUUGAAGAAUGGACCUGAUAUGUGCAUCUAAGAUGGGAAUUGUUAAUGACAGAAAAAUCGUGAAAUGUUUGAACCAUUUAUUGAGGAUGAUGUGCCGUUCGAGGAGUAUUGCAAAACCAUGGACAAUGAUGGCACGUGGGCUGGUCAUAUGGAAUUGCAAGCAGCUUCUCUUGUUACACGGAGUAACAUUUGCAUUCAUCAGAUCUUAUCAUGAUGAGGAACAUUACAACAGUGUGAGGUUGAAAGAAGACACCAGAGAUGGGCCAGCUAGGCCAAUUACAAUCAAGGCCGAUUCUAAUCUCUCAUCGUCCUCUUGCCAAGCAAUAGCUGGGUCAAACAAAUCUAAAUCAGGAGCUGGUAAGGAUAUUACUGAUGCAGGAUCCAUCAAGCUAGUCAUGGCUGGAUGUGGUUGUGAGAACAUUGAGAAAGUUGAGCAGACAUUGCUGCAAAUGGAUGGGGAUGUUGAUGCCGCCAUAGAGUAUUUGAUAGCAGAACAAGGCAUUGAAGAUUUUGCAGAGGAAACUGUCUGGUCUCCCUGCAACACAGAUGCUUCUCAUGGUGAUGAUGCCAAUGGAAAUUCUGAGGAACAGAGAAAGGAACCUGUGGAAGAGACCUAUAAAGAGAAUCCACCUGGCAGUAGUGCUAAACGGAAUCAUGAUGGUGGCAGUGCCCAGCGAGAAGACAAGGAAAUGCAGAAAAUCCCAAGAAACGAGGCUUGUCCAUGUGGUUCAAAAAAGAAAUACAGGUCCUGUUGCGGGUCGGGGACAGGGAAAAUCUCUGCAAUUUCCAAUGAUCAAGCUCUUGAAUCCAGAAAAAGUAGAAAGGAAAAGAAGCGAGGCAAGAGAGGGUCUGACACAUCCGCACUUUCUAUUGGAUCUGAUGGAGGGCCACCUGAUGUUGGGGCUCUUUGUAUCUGAUCUUUUGCCAGUGUGUGUGCACAAUCAUCUAUUGAAUUCAGAUAUCAGUAUGUGUGCAGUCUUUCAAAUGUUAGGUUAGAUUAGACACAAUUUUUUUCUAUCUAUAUUUGCAUGUUUUUGAUGCAUGCAUCUCUUCUUUGAUCUUCAGGAUAAGUGCACUUUCUAGUUAUCCACCUGUUGCCAAAUUUAGAAAGAUCUACAGUUACAAGAUUUUUCAAUGGUGUCACUUUUAUUGGAUAGUUUGCCCGUCUGGUGCAUUUUAUACUGGCAA
Messenger RNA from Eucalyptus grandis, 1772 nucleotides. RefSeq names its product OVARIAN TUMOR DOMAIN-containing deubiquitinating enzyme 7-like. Bases 593 to 1501 code for a protein of 302 amino acids. The record is from RefSeq and is a predicted model, not a curated record. Gene Ontology annotation, biological process: protein deubiquitination. Gene Ontology annotation, molecular function: cysteine-type deubiquitinase activity. Lineage: Eukaryota; Viridiplantae; Streptophyta; Magnoliopsida; Myrtales; Myrtaceae. The transcript is spliced from 7 exons.